GGAGGCUCUCGCGUACAGUCCAGGACCGUCUGACCUCUAUUCAGACCUUGCGAGUCUUCCAGCCACACAUCCACAUUCUUUCCCGAUUAUGAGCAAGCGCACGGCCAAGUCGCAGGCCAGCAGUGCGCGGGCGGCCUCGACGGCAUUCGGGGGCUUCGGUGCCUCCACAGCUUUCGGGGCCAGCUCGUCACAGCUGUCAUAUGUAUCAGAGCCGCCAGACCUCUCAGCCAUCUCCGACUCGAAUGUCGUCGUCUAUUUCCGCAACCUCUCCAAGAAGGACAGCACCACAAAGGCAAAGGCGCUGGAGGAUCUGCAGGCGUACCUUGCAGCACUGCAGGCGCCCGUCGAGGAGGGCUUGCUGGAGGCCUGGAUCAAGAUAUAUCCCCGCACCUCCAUAGACAACGCAAAGUCGGUGCGCCAGAAUGCACACACCGUACACGGCCAGAUGGCUGCCUCGGCCGGCAAGCGCAUCGCCAAACACAUGCCCAAGAGCGUCGCUGCGUGGCUGGGCGGCCUCUACGACACCGACCGCUCCGUGGUGGAGGCGACACAGGGCUCCCUCCGCCAAGUCUUCACCACGCCCGAGAAGGUCCAGGGCAUACGGAAGGCGUACCAGCAGCCCAUACUCGAGUACUGCAGGCAGGCCAUAGACAAGGAGAGCACCACCACGCUGAGUGACGAGCGCACAGUCAGCCCCGACGAUGCAGAGGCCAAGUACAGCCGCGUCAUAUCGGCGUGCAUUGCCCUGCUUGGGAGUUUAUUGGCCAACCUCCAGCCAGAGGAGUUGGCGAAACACCAGGCCGAGUAUGAGAGCUUGCUCGGGGACAAGACGCUGUGGGACUUUGCUGCGUACAAUGACGCGUCGAUACGACGCUCGCUGCACCGCUUCCUGAAGACAUGUCUGUCCAAGCAGCCAGACGCUGUCGCCGCGAACCUCGAGUCGAUUAGCAAGGCCUAUCUCGCCACAGCCCUCAACUCGGACCAGAUGGGCUCUAUCCACGACUACCUCGACGCAUUGACGCUGCUGACGUCGGCGCAUCCAACCGUCUGGACAGAACACUACAAGAGCAAGACCUCGGUCGACAGGCGGUUGCGACAGUUCCUCAAGAAGGGUUCACAAUUGGGUCCACGCGACUUCUGGGACCGUUUGGUGCAGUUGUUCAACGCACUGCCCAAGGAAGUCCUACCCAGCAAUGCUGCCGAUGCUGCCGAGCUCCUCGCUGCCCUGCAGGGUGGCAUUGUACGGAACGACGAAUCCAAGUUCAACCACCAGGCUGCUUUGAAGGCAUAUCUGGAGAUCGUCGCAUUGGUCAAUGAGCGCCUAUCCGACGAAGACAAGAACAAGCUUCUGGUAGAGAUGGUGCUCCCAAUAAUUGCGCAGCACUUGCAUCCCACAAUCGAAACAUCACAAUGGUCCAAACUUUCGAACGCAGCAGGACUGCUUCCAAGGGCGGUAGGUGUGCCAGGCAUGGCAGCUAUCUUGCGAGAACAAUGGCCAGAUUUCACUACAGCGCUUGUCGACGAUAUCAAGACAUCAGCUCCAGAGCAGUCCAAAGACUAUGAAAAGUCUCAGACAUCGGUCCUUCAACACGCCAACCGUUUUGCGAAUCUACAAGCGGAAGUCAUCAAGGCCGAUACAUCCUCGCAAUCAACAUACCAACAGGCAUGCUCCUCGGUCGUGGCCGAGGCACUGGGCGUGGUGAAGAACAGGAACGGAAAACCAUAUGGUGCAGCUGGUACUAUCGCGGCGAUGCUACAUUCCAACAAAUCCCUCGUAUCAGCUAGCGAGUCGGAGCAAGAAAUCGAGCGAUUCGUGCAAGAAGAGCUGCCCACGCUCAUUCUCUCACCAUCUUCCUCGUAUCUUGUGGAUAUCCUCUAUUCUUUCUCAGACUCCUCCUUCUUUAAGAGUGCGUGGAGCGCUGCACUCAAAGCCGUGUUGAAAGAGGCCGACUCACCAACGAAGACCAAGGCGCUAGAAGCACUUCUCACGUCGUCAAAAAUCCCAUCGUCUUUUGAUCUGGCGACAUCCGACCCAGAACUACAAGACUACGUCAAGACGAGCGUGCGCGAAGCGGUCGAGGGUUCGCUUGAAUGGGACUCUUUCAACCGCAUACUCCAGUCACAGGCGAAGAUCCUGUCUCCAGAGACCACAGACGACAUCUUAUCUUUUAUGACCCAGUCUUUGUCAAUCUCGCAAAAUGCGCCGCACUCGCUACAAGGUCUGCGUCAGAUCGUCAAGUCGAACCCAUCCAUGCUACGAGAGUUUCUUGCCGCCCCACAAGGCUCUAAGCUCCUCCAGAGCCUGCUUGUCGCCUCCGAGUCACCAAACGAUGAGGUUGCACAGGGAGCGUCUGCUGUCAAUGCUUCCAUUCAGACCAUCCUAUCAGCUGGAUCGGACACGAAACAAUCAAUGUUUGAUCUCAUCCGGCAAGGGCUGCGAGAGGCGACCAAGACAUCAGUCUCUGUUGAGACUCUCGUUGAUCUCGCAAAGCAAUCCGUCAAACCAGGAACUAGCUAUGACGAGAUAGCCAGCAUAUUCCCAAGCAUCGACGACUGGGACGCCGCUCUAGCGCCCUUCCUCAAUGCUGCGCCCAAGCCGUCGCUUGCCAUCACCAAUCCCCUCGGGAGUGGCGUGUAUCUCGUCAAACAACAGCAGUCUCCCUCAGAGAUACGCAAUCUAUCCCGCGACUCAGACGGUUACUCUGCCGCAUACCGCACUGCCCAAUACGCAACGAGACUUCUCACACAUCUUGGCUCGUUUGCCCGCCAGAACGUGCCCAAAGACCUUCAGGAUGCAUACCUCCGCAACAUCGCGCUCACCGUUCAGCUCGCAGACGACAACCUCGGACUUGCGGGGGCGAACGGUCUUUGGGCGGAGUAUAGUUCCGACGUAGAGGCCGACGCUAUGACUUUCAUGACUGAUGCGCAGACGUUUAUCAGGAAGGGAUUGAAGCAUUCGGCCGCGAAAUGGUCAGAAGGGCAGGAUGACUCGUCGCUAUUGACAUGGGCGGUUGAGCUGCUGGCAAAGGUCGAUGCGGAUACUUCGCCUCGUGCGUACUAUGAUGCGCGCGCUCAUAGCGUCCUUGUCGCUCAGGCGAUCGAAAUCUGUGGGUGGAAGAAUUCGCAGAACACACAGUUGCAGGACAACUUGAAAAGUGUGCGCAAGAACAAAGAAAUACUCCCACUGAUUGGCUUCCUCAAUGCUUUCAAGGAGCCUCUUGCUGCAUCCAAAUCUUGCGAGAGGAUGUGCAAUGAACUCGUUGCCGACCUCACUGGGCUCAAUAUCGAACAAAAGCCCGAGGAAGGUCUCCGCCAACUCGUGCUUCUCAACACCCUUUUCUACGGGCAAGAAGAUAUUGCGAACAGUAUCGCCAAGCAACGCCUGAUAUUCUUUGUCAAGCAUGUCAUUCCGUGGUUGCAAGACGGGAGCGUUACUGGUAGUGUCAAAGGAGAAGUGUGCCGCGCCCUGACGGUUCUGCUUCCGCUGAUGAGCGACUUGUAUGGAGAGCAUUGGGGCGAGAUCCUCAAUGCUCUGGCGGCAGCGUGGGAGAGCAACAAGAGCAUCGAUGAGGGACAGGAGGCGGGAAUAGACAGUCCAAUUCCGUUCGUACACGCUUCCCUCAAGCUGUAUGCCCAGCUUCGGACCCUCACGCAAGCCGAUGAGCCCAACGACGAUCUUCUAGAGGUCUGGAAAGAAACUGAGCAGCCCAUCGCGAACGGUCUCAUCAACCUACUCAAGCACUCGCAACACUUCCCCGACGAAUUCCAUCAACCCUUGAAGAUGGUCAACGACGUUCUUGCACGCCAGAUUUCCAAGGUUUCGCUCAAGCAUCUCGAGUCCACGGAAGAGUUGUUCCCGCUUCUGUACGUCGAGUCUCAACCAGUGCAGCAGACCGCGUUCGACAUUCUGCACAAGCAAAUCCCGGCUGCGCAGGAGCAGAUCUCAAUCGAUGCAGCGCUGGAGAAGGCGACUGCGAGGCUGCCGGAAGAACUGUUGUCCUUGAUCAUUGAUGCGCCUACUGUCGCUGCGUUGGCAGAAGUCAACUUCGACAGGAGUAUACCGCUUCAGCUGAGGGGAUAUCUGCUAAGUUGGUUGUUAGUGUUUGACCAUUUGGAACAUGCUUCCUUCAAAGUCAAGAACGACUAUGUCGAGCACAUCAAAGAAGGCGACUAUCUCCCCGGCUUACUGAACUUCACUUUCGACUUUCUGGGCCAUGCGCAUAACAAGCCCGUCGACGUCUCGAAACUGGACAUCACCACCUACGAGCCAGACGUCGAGCCACCGAAGCGAGACGUUCAAUGGCUGCUCACACACCUAUACUUCCUGUGUCUACGGCACGUGCCAAGCCUGACAAAGGCGUGGUUCAUCGACUGCAAGAGCCGAGCCACAGUCGUCACGCUCGAGCCCUGGACAGAGAAAUUCAUCUCCCCGCCCGUAAUCGCCGCCGCCCUCCACUCCGUAACCACAUGGUCCGACGCCCAAUCCGCCACCGACACCGACUCCCCCUUCGCCGUCAAAGUCGCCCCCCGCGCCCGCGAAAUAACAGCCCUCUACACCGUCGACGAGCAAACAAUGAGCAUGCGCAUCAGCCUUCCCCCCGCCUUCCCGCUCCAAAACGCCCACGUCGAAAGCCUGAACCGCGUCGCCGUCAACGAGCAGAAAUGGCAGUCCUGGCUCCGCACUAGUCUGGGCGCUAUUACCAUCUUCAACGGCAGCUUGAUCGAUGCGUUGACGACGUUUAAACGGAAUGUUGAUGGGGCUAUGAGGGGGCAGACCGAGUGCGCGAUUUGUUACUCGAUUGUGGGGAGUGAUAGAAAACUGCCGGAUAAGAGGUGUCAGACUUGUAGGAAUUUGUUUCAUGGGGGGUGUCUUUUUAAGUGGUUCAGGAGUAGUGGGGCGAGUAGUUGUCCGCUUUGUAGGAAUCCUUUUAAUUAUGGGUAGGUGGGUGGGUUCGUGCUGUGGG
Dothidotthia symphoricarpi CBS 119687 is the source of this 4964-nucleotide messenger RNA. RefSeq names its product RING zinc finger protein-like protein. Gene Ontology annotation, biological process: rescue of stalled cytosolic ribosome; ribosome-associated ubiquitin-dependent protein catabolic process. NCBI's taxonomy places the organism in Eukaryota, Fungi, Ascomycota, Dothideomycetes, Pleosporales, Dothidotthiaceae. The transcript is spliced from 7 exons. The record is from RefSeq and is a predicted model, not a curated record. The coding region runs from base 89 to 4942 and encodes 1617 amino acids. Gene Ontology annotation, cellular component: cytosol; RQC complex. Gene Ontology annotation, molecular function: ribosomal large subunit binding; ubiquitin protein ligase activity; zinc ion binding.